Molecule: messenger RNA, 3825 nt
Organism: Knipowitschia caucasica
Lineage: Eukaryota; Metazoa; Chordata; Actinopteri; Gobiiformes; Gobiidae
Source: the annotation of a GenBank genome assembly
AUGACCAAAGUGUCUCCUGGCCACGCGCAGAUGGCAGCUGCUUUAUCGCCUUCUUCUGCUCCACUCCUCAUCUCCGCACAUCACCGCUCUCCGUCGCGAUCGCCCACCAAGAACGACAAUAUAACAGGUUUGUCGGACGUGUUGCGGGAUAAGGAGCGUCGUGUGCAGCAGCAGUUGGAGCGGUGUGCAGAGCAGCGAGGGAGGAAGAUGGAGGAGCAGCGGAGGAGAGACGAGAGAAGGAGGAGCGCAGCAGAGGAGAGGAGGAGGCAGCAGCAGGAGGCGGACAAGGAGCGUCUGGAGGCGCUGGUGAGACGCAGAGGAGGCAAAGGAGGCAACAACAACCUGCACAACGCCAUGAACCAGAGCGGACAGGGCCAGGCGGGGGAGCUGGACAACAGGCCCAAGCGCUGGACGUGGGGCGGACCUCCUGAAGGAGUCAGUGAGAACGUCCCGUCGCAGCAGAAAUGCACACGCUCGUGUUACAGACGAGAGAAGGACGAAGAGGCCGAGAUGCAGCGGCUACAGCAGGAGAGGAAGAGGACAGUGGGAGGUAACACUAGAACCCCGCCCUGCAAUGCCAUUGGCUCUCCUCAGCCCAAUGCGCUUCCUGCUUCCAGUGCCAGCCAAUCACGUCACGAUUUCUUGGCUCCUUCAGAUCAGCCAAUCAACAAGCAGCUGUCCAACUCCUCAGCCGCGCUGCACUCACCAGAAAGAGUUUCCUCCAACAACCAAAGGCUUCACAGGAGUUUGUCAAAUCGAAGGAGCAUCGCAGCGUUUCCAGAGGAGACGACGAAAGCGCGCACUCCCACGGGCGACGGUCCGACUCGCAGUGCAUCCUUCAGAGGAAACAGCAAAGGCCCCGCCACGCCCAAACGAGUGCGCUCACACCGCAGCCGGCCACAGUCGCCCUGCUCCCCAGGACAGUACCCCCCCUCCCCCCGCAGACACAAGGCCUCUACCCCCUCCACCCCCGGGACGCCCUCCACCCCAGACGCAGAGGCCAAACUCCACAGCACUUUAGAGCGAAAAACCAAAACUGAAGGGGACAAGAAGAUCCCCAAGUCCACCAGCAGAGAGCUCAACGCAGAGUCUCCGAUGACGCCCACCGGCCGCAGUGUUGGAGGCACGACAGACGCAGAAGAAGCUUCCAGGGUUUUGGCCGAAAGACGACGUUUGGCUCGAAUCCAGAAAGAACAAGACGAGAGACAGCGGCUGGAGGACGAGAGGCUGCGUGCGGAGGAGGAGCAGCGGCAGCAGCAGGAGCGUCUGAAGCGACAGGAGCAAGAGGCGCGAGAGGCCGAGGAGGAGCGUGUGCAGCGAGAACAACAGCGCAGAGAGAAGGAGGAGGAGGAGAGGAGGCAGAAGGAGCAGAGGUGGAAGGACAUGCAGGAGCAGCUCGACAAAGACAGAGAGGAGGCGAUUCAUCGCGCUCAGGAAGAGGCCGAGAGAAAGAGGCAGGAGCGAGAGGAGCAGCACAUCAAGGAGGAGCAGGCGCGACAGCUGAGGAAGAAGAGAAUUGACGAGAUAAUGAAACGAACCAGAAAGAGCGACGUGGAGCCUCCGUCUGCAGUUCAAGCGUUUGAGGCGAAGUCAGAAGCCGCCGCCUCAGUCCAGGACGUGUCUGCGAUUUCUCUGGGGCCGUUAGAAAACAAGAGCUGUGUGGACGAGCUCUCAGACGGAGUGCAGUCCAUGGACGUCAGCCCCGUGUCGCGCGAGGAGCACCCCAGCACUCACGACUUCUCCCCGGUCACCGAGGCCGACGCCAUGGGCUGUGGGAGCCAAGCUGGACGUCCAAUAAACAGGGUUGAAAGUCCAAAGGCGAGACAUAGAAACUUCAUAUCCAACCACAGCAAUCAACAAAAGGAAACUCGUCGUGUGUUCCAGGUGCAGGUGUAUGAAAUGUCAAGGCAGAGAUCACACUCUCCCAAUUACAGAAGUUUCCCAUGGGAAGACCCUGGCUUUGACCCGCAAAACGUUGUUGAUCACCUGGACAGAAUGCCUGUGGACCAAGAAAGUGGCAACUUUAGGAGAGGAGGGUCGCACAGAAAAAACCCUGGGCGAUAUGAAGACAGGGGGCCACCAAACCCUGGGCGAUAUGAAGACAGGGGGACACCAAACCCUGGGCGAUAUGAAGACAGGGAACAACCACACCCUGGGCGAUAUGAAGAAAGGGGACCACCACACCCUGGGCGAUAUGAAGACAGGGGACCAUCAUACCCUGGGCGAUAUGAAGACCGGCCACCACACCCUGAGCACAUCAAUAAUCACCCCCAGAGGAAUCCCGGGUGGAGGCGAGAGGAGCCUAACGGAGAGUUCAGUGAGAGGUUUAGGGAUAGGAGUCCAAUAAGACAAGAGAGAAAUCAACAGAGAGGGAGAGACAGGGGACAGCAGAGGCGCAGAGGCCCCAGCCACACAGACACCUGGAUCCCACACAAUCCGAUUGUAAACAGGAACAGGGAGAUGGAUGGCUCCCCUCAGUUUGGGUGCGACUGGGGUGAGCCGCAUGAGCAGCGCUUUGCUGCAGAUGAUCGCAGAGACCAGUUUGACAGAAAUGAUGGUGGGCCUAAAUAUCAACAAAACCGAAACCACCUAAUGGAAGACAGACCACGACGAGAAGAGAACAGCCCUCGACCCAAAAGCUCCAGGUCUUUGAGCAGGGAGAGCCAAUGGGUUCUUCGUUUUGAGGAUAAUCGAAGUAAUGAUGGUUACCAAGAACCUGAAGGAAGGCGGAGCCCUGUUCCCCUGCCUAAGCCUAAUAUCUUCUCCCAAUACACGGACAGGCCAUCAAACCGAGGAAGACCAGCAAACAAAGGCCGAGGGUUCAACCAGAGAGGAAACUUCAGUCACAGAGGAAGGGGAAGAGGCGCACAGAACCGGCCACAGCAGGACAGAGAAACUCCAAACCAAAUGCACAGGGAUGAGUUUUAUGAGGAACCUGACCCUGUGUGGGAUUGUGAAAAACCAGACCGUACAUGGAGAGACGGCAGACGAAACCAGGAGGAGGAGAGGGAUUUGCAGAGACCAGAUUCAGAUCCAAGAGAGCAACGUGGACGCAAAGACCCCAAACCCAACAUGAUGAUCAUAACGGAGGAGACGAUGACCAUCAAAGUGGACAUGAGUCGACCGGUGAACAAAGACAGUUCCGUGCUUUACUCCGCGGCCGGACAGCCCUCUCUCGACUUAGUCCACGUCGGGCGCCAGCGGCUGGACUUCUUGUCGUCUGCAGAGAAUCUGGGAGCGAACCGGGCGAACGCCGUGCAGCACACCGGAACGUUCGCACAGGAAAUCAUCGCGCUGACGCAUCUGGUCAAAGACUUGUACUUCGGAGGAGAGGGCAUCUCGCUGAAUGAACGGUUCUCUGCUUCUCAAACUGAGGGACGCACUGAGGACGAGCCGCACGAGAUGACUCUGAGUGAGAGGUUCAGCUCCAAACGGUUAAACGCGCACACAGACAAUGAUGACGGCAUUUUCAUGAGACAGGGGCCACUUCAGCUGUUUGGAUCUGCGUUUGUGCCGGACCCUGACGACCUGAGACACGAUCUGGAGAAGCGCAGACAGGAAAGACUGGAUGGGGUCAAAAUCACCAUCGCUGGAAGUUCGUCACAGCGCCCCCUAGUGCCCAGUGAGCUAACGUGCGAUCCCAGCGAUGAGGUGGAGGACGACUUCUCAAACUGGUCUGAGGAAAACCCGACGAGGCGAGGCCCGAUGACUCAGAGAGGAGGAGGAGGAGGACCUUUCCGCUCAAACACGUCUUAUCGCAGAAACAACCGACAAAUGAGGCGACCAAACUACCGCAACAAUAACAAUGGAGCUCCAAACUGGUGA